Messenger RNA from Meleagris gallopavo (turkey), 991 nucleotides. The record is from RefSeq and is a predicted model, not a curated record. NCBI's taxonomy places the organism in Eukaryota, Metazoa, Chordata, Aves, Galliformes, Phasianidae.
GAAAAUUGGAGCAGAGCGGCGGCCGCACGGGCACCGCAUCCCCGUGAGCCCGGAGCGCUCGGGGCCGAUCCGUGCGGUACCAAAGCAGCUCGGAGCCGGCGGGCACAGCGGCGGAGUUCGGAGUUGUAACAGCCCUGCCGCCCAUACUCCUACCCUACAGCGAUCCUCCGGGUCGCUGGAUGGGAUUUUGAUGCCGCCAUCCCGUCCCGAAGGGGAUGCGGGAGAGGAUCGGGCCGUUUCGUACAGUGGAUUUCUGAGGUUUGAGCGGAGGAUGCGGUGUCCCACGGCCACGGGGGACCUCAUGCCCAGGACCCUGGAGGGGCAGAUCACCAUGGAGAAGACCCCCAGCUACUUCGUCACCAAGGAGGCCCCAGCCCGCAUCUCCUCCAUGGCCAAGGGCACGAAGCUGAUCGUGGUGGUGCGGGACCCCGUGACCAGAGCCAUCUCGGACUACACACAGACGCUCUCCAAGAAGCCCGACAUCCCCACCUUUGAGAGCCUGACCUUCAAAAACAGGACUACGGGCCUAAUCGACACCUCGUGGAGCGCCAUCCAGAUCGGCAUCUACGCCAAGCACCUGGAGAACUGGCUGCUCUACUUCCCCAUCGGGCAGAUCCUCUUCGUCAGCGGGGAGAGGCUGAUCAGCGACCCCGCGGGGGAGCUGGGCAGGGUCCAGGACUUUCUGGGCCUCAAGAGGAUCAUCACCGACAAACACUUCUACUUCAACAAAACCAAGGGCUUCCCCUGCCUGAAGAAGGCGGAGGGCAGCAGCAAACCCCACUGCCUGGGGAAAACGAAAGGCAGGACCCACCCCGACAUCGACCAGGAGGUGGUGCAGAGGCUGCGGGACUUCUACCGGCCCUUCAACAUGAAGUUCUACCAGAUGACGGGGCAGGACUUCGGCUGGGACUGAGGCUGGCGUGGGAAAGUCCCCUGUAAUUACUUGCCCAUCACAGUUUGCGUAUAUAAAGAGAUAUAUAUGUAUGUAAAA